Molecule: messenger RNA, 1305 nt
Organism: Exserohilum turcica Et28A
Lineage: Eukaryota; Fungi; Ascomycota; Dothideomycetes; Pleosporales; Pleosporaceae
Exons: 1
Coding region: 1-1305 (434 amino acids)
Molecular function (GO): nucleotide binding
Source: RefSeq, a predicted model, not a curated record
AUGGCGGAGACUGCGAAGAAACAGAAGAAAUACGCCAUAGUCGGCACUGGCGGACGCUCGUCAUUCUUCUACACAGCAAUCGCAACAACCUACAAAGCCAGAUCUACCAUUGUAGCGCUAUGCGACACCAACCAAACCCGCCUGGACUAUGCAAACACGCAGCUCCAAGCCCUGGGCCACGCCGCCGUCCCCACGUUCAAGGCCCAAGACAUCGACCGCAUGAUCCACGAGACACACCCGGACGAAGUCAUCGUCACCACCAUCGACCGUACACACAACAAGUACAUAGUGCGAGCACUGGACCUGGGCUGCAACGUGGUAACCGAGAAGCCCAUGACCAUCGACGCUUCGCGGUGCCGCGACAUCUUCGACGCCGUCGAGCGAAGCGCCCGCACCGUCCGCGUAACCUUCAACUACCGGUACGCGCCCCACAACACCAAGGUGUGGGAGCUCCUGCGCAGCGGCGCCAUCGGCCGCGUAACCAGCAUCCACUUUGAAUGGAUGCUGAACACGUCUCACGGCGCCGACUACUUCCGGCGGUGGCACCGUGACAAGCGCAAUUCAGGGGGCCUGCUCGUACACAAAUCGACGCACCACUUCGACCUCGUCAAUUUCUGGCUGCAAUCCCGCCCAGAGACCGUGUACGCGCAGGGAGACCUCCGGUUCUACGGGCGCGAGAACGCAGAGGAAAGAGGCGUGACGGGGUUUUACACGCGCACCCAUGGAAGCAAGGUCGCGGCCCACGAUCCGUUUGCGCUGCAUCUGGAGCGCAACGACAAGCUGAAGCAUAUGUAUCUGGAUGCCGAGCAUGAAGAUGCAUAUUAUAGGGAUCAGUCGGUGUUUGGCGAUGGGAUUAGCAUCGAAGAUACAAUGUCGCUGCUGGUGCGGUACCGCAAUGGCGCAGUGCUCACGUACUCACUGACUGCGUAUGCGCCGUGGGAAGGGUUCCGCGUUUCGUUCAAUGGGACGGGGGGCCGUCUGGAAAUGGAGGUUGUGGAGAAUAGCUAUGUGAAUAGUGGGGGUGACCAGUCGCUGGAGGGAAGCCUCGAGAAGCGGAGUAUCACGCUGAGAAAGCUGUUUGAGAAGCCGGUUGAGGUCGAGAUACCGGACAGUGUAGGUGCGCAUGGAGGCGGCGACGAGGUUUUGCUUGCGGAUUUGUUUGGAGAACAAGGCGCGGAUAUUGAUCAAGAUAUGAGAGCUGAGAGUCAUGUUGAUGGCGCGUUGAGUAUUUUGACGGGUAUUUGUGGGAAUAGGAGCAUGGCGACCGGGCAGGUGGUGAGGGUCAGUGAUGUAUUUGAGAUCUGA